Molecule: messenger RNA, 4882 nt
Organism: Equus quagga
Lineage: Eukaryota; Metazoa; Chordata; Mammalia; Perissodactyla; Equidae
Product: atherin-like
Exons: 3
Coding region: 3268-3906 (212 amino acids)
Source: RefSeq, a predicted model, not a curated record
UUCAGCCUGGGCACUGAACCCAGGCCACCAAAGCGGAGUGUGCUGAACUUAACAACUAGGCCAUGGGGCUGGCCCUAAUUACACUGACUUUUAAAUAUAGUUGGUCUAACCAGGAAGUGGGAAAAAAACUUUUACAACUUAUAGUAACUACGUAAAUAUUUUCCCAAAUUCUCAAAAAAAGUUUUCUAGAAUAAAAUUUUUCAAUCUUUCAGAAAUAACCUUUAUUAUUUAUACGUUAAUAAACACAACUCUUUCAUUUGAAGUUAAUGAUUUAUUAUACUUUCCUAUUGAGAAAACUCACCUUUUAUUCCAUUUCUUUGAAAAAAAUUGAGGUACAAUUUUACAUACAGUAAAAUAAAGAGAUCUUAGGGGUUUAGCUCUGAGUUGUGACUCUAGGGUCCACUGAGAACCUGUAAAAAUAUGUAAAAUAUUUCCAUUGCCCCAGAAAGUAUUCUCCUGUCCCUUUCUAGUCUAUCGCCCUCCCACUGAUUCCUAUAACCAAAGCUUUGUUCAGUCAACAUAAGGUUUUUGAGAUUCAUCCAAUGGGUCAGCAAGCUGUUCCUUUUCAUUGCUGACCAGCACUCCAUUCUACGAAUGUACCAUAAUCUGUGCAGACACUGGGCUGCCCCCAGCCUGGGGCUACUAUAAAGAAGGCUGCUAGGAACAAGCUUGGAUUAUAAGGCUUUUUGUGGCUAUGCUUUCAACUCUGUUCCACUUCUAAAUUUUUCGUUCAAAAUUGGCCCUUUCUGGAUAAACAAAGUGAAUGCCCUCAAAGCUGUCGGCUUUGGCAUCUUUGUGCUACUCUGGGAAAAAUCUUAUUACAGUCUAGGAUUCACUGCUUUGUCUUUAGGAGUAAAACUUACAUUGCAAAGAAGCACACUAGUUCAAGUGGGGGAGAACUGCUAUUCUCGAAGUUUCAUAGCUAGCUUUUAAGUCUAGAAGUAAACUGCUUUCUGACUUUUGAAUGGGAAGAUUUGUUUGUUGUUCUAUUUUAAAAGUUUAUACGACAGGGAAAGCUUUUCUAAAGGUCAAAGUAUUAAAACAGACUAUAUUUCCAAAGAGCAGAAUCAUCCAAAUUUAUCUUAAAAGCCUCACUUUUAAAAAUGUGACCUAAACAAAGAUAGUUAAGUUGUUUCUGAUAGAUAACGAUUGUCUGUAAACACUGCAUGGCAAUUAAGGAUCUCCAAGUGUUUACUAAGAAUGCAGAGUCAUCAUGAGUCAGUCAGUUUUUAAAAACCACUGGAUCUAUAUAGCGAAGAAAACACAGAUAAUGUGAACUGUAACUCUUUUUACUCUAAUUGUCAUAGACAGAAGAUGAAAAUAUUUUUGAUCUCCUAGACAUUUUAAACAAUUUCUGAAAAGUUAUCUUCCCAGUUUUUGCUUCAAUAAAAGUCUAAGUAUGGGUUCUACAAGUAGCUCAUUCAAGAGAGCCAAAUGUCAUUUGCUACUACAAUCUGUUCCGAAGGGGAGACUCAGAAUGGAAAGUGGUUAUCCAUAGUGCUCCAAAAUAGAUUUUGCAACUGUUAUACUAUCAUUGUCCAGCAGGAAACAGACUAUUUUAUUUUUUUCAUAAAGCACUUACUACAAACAUGUUAAUGUUUCCUAAACAAACAAUACAAUGAGAACUAAACUGAAGACACAACGUAUUGGGACUUAAAUUAAAUACGUACUAUUAAGAUAUUUAUCGGUCGUCGUUAUUUCUGAGAAUCAGUCCUCAUGUUAAAUAUUUAACAGCUUUAAAGAGGAAGUUGCUAUAUAUUAUUGAUUGAAGGGGGGAAAAGGUUUAGGUUAAGUUUCCUUAAUGCCUCUUGUAGGAAUUAAAUAUUUGUUGACAGUAGGGAUCUUCAGGGAAAAAAACCCUACACUUCUAAAAUCUUCCAGCCAUUAAAUAAAAAAUCAUACUUUCUAAUCGGCUUCAACUACACUCUAUUAACAGAAAAUUAGAGCUAAUAUAAAACCAGCCAGCCUCAGAAUCGAUACACAUAAUUCAGGUUACACUGGACUGGGGUGGGAGGAAGGAGAUUUUUUCUUUUCUUGACUGUAAAAACUCAGCAGUUAAUUUAUGCAAAUUAAGAAGGUAGGUUGGCAACUGGGAACAAGUGUCACAAAAUGCUAUUCAUUGGACCCAGUAUUACCAUUUUAGUCAAUAGAUAUAAGGGUAUAAUUCAAAGAGAAAGAAAACAAUUGGUUUAUGGCUACUUACCACUGAACAUUAUGAAUCAAAAAAAUACAUAUAUAAACAUUACAAAUUUCCAGCUGCAGGGGAACGAUUAGGCCUCCUGUAAUGUUAAUCUAAAAUAGAUUAUACAGUUGUUAGAACAAGAUGAGGAAAACAUUAAAAUAUGUAAAGUACUUAAGUAAAAGAAAUGAUAAUGGGAAAAGUCAACAUUUUACAUAAUUGCUGCAAUUCUAUCAGAAUAAACUAGUAGGAUCAAAAGAAGACUUUGACGUUUAUAAACACUUGAUUUGAAACAGUUUUUUCAUGUUACUUUUAUGUUGCUUCUGAUGUUUCAAUGUUUCUUUUAAUGUUUAUUAUUCGGUACCAUGCUUUCUACCAAACCCUUUCAACAUGUGAAAAUGUGAAAACCUCACAAUCCAUUUCUCAACAGGGCAACUGUCUCUGACCAUAAUUCAGUCACCUAGUUCACCCCGUCUACACCUACCUACCACCAGACUGCCUUUUUAAAAACAUUUCUGAGAAGGGCUAUCUCCCAAGGCACCCUAUUUGUUUGGGGAAAGUAUUCUCUCAUUAAAACAAAAACAUCAUGUUUGUACUGGAGCCGAAAUCCAUCUCCAAAUAACGGUCACUGAUUGGGUCCUGGUUCUGUCUUCUGGUCUGCAGACAGAGCUUCUUCAGUCGGCCUUCCAAAUGCUGUAUUUUAAGUCAGCGACCACAGAUCUCCAGACUGCUCCAGGCUAAGCAACUCUGUUUGCCUCAAAAUUAUCUUAAUUCAUGCUUACACUCCCUGGCGCUCAGGACGCAGGAGCUCCACGUCUGCUGGGGCAACAUGGUUUUCUUCCCUCACCAUCCUAGUCAGUCUGAGCCUAGUAUGCAAACAUCUCACUUACAUUGUCAUGCCCAGAACCCAACAAAAUCUUCCAAGUGUUGAUGGCAUCCGGGAAAUUUUCAUCGUUUGGAUGUGAAAUGCCGAGUUGUGGAUCUUUUUUGCAAAGGAGAGAGCUUAAGUACAGAAUGUUACGUGUAUUCAUUGCAUCUCACUUUCUAAGGCUGGCGCGUCACGGCAGCCUUUGAACACGCUCGGGCUAAUGCAUCCUUCCUCCACCUCGAGCCACUUCGGCUGCCUCCACGCCACCUCAAACGCCCUAGGGUGGGUCAACUCUCUCCUACAGGAGCGCAGGUUAUCUUCCAAUUUUGUUCCUAAACCAAACUGCCACGUACGUAAGCCGCGUCCGUCCGUUCUCGCCCACGCGCCGCGAGCGCCGCCCCGCCGGGAGCCGGGCCUCCCCGACCCCGGCGCCCGAGGUGACGACGACUCCUCCCGCUCCACGACGAGCGAGCAGCCUGCCGAGGGCGGCGGGAAGGAGGAGAGGAGCCGGCGCAGCCCGCCCAGCCGACAAGCGCCACCAGCGAGCGCCGAGGCGAGGCGUCACGCGCCCCGGCCGGCCGCGCCCCCGCCGCGCGGGCUCACGGGCCACGUGCCCCGCCGAGCUCCGCCCUGCCCCUCGGCCCGGGACUUCCAGACGCCCCCACCCCCGCAUUGGGAAGGAUGGGGAGCCGUUGACGGCGGGGUUACCUGUGAGCCGGGCGAACCCGGAAAUGCUCUCGGGGACCGGGAGCCGCUUAAGUGGUUGCCCUCAGGCUGCAGAGUCAGUAUGAUGCCAUCAAGUGUCAUUCCUAAUCACCUGUGGCUCUUGGGGAUCUCGUUAAGAUUGCUCAGCUCCUGAUUUGCUGCUGGUCCAUGGUAGGGAUGGAACAUCUGACCCUGGGACGUCAAGUGGCUGUGUGAAUAAUGAAAUUGCCCAUCACAAACUAGUGUCAUCUGACUCACCAAACCAUGCGUCUGGAUGAGCACAGCAGUAGGCCACUCCCUACAAGACUGAGAGCACAGCUACAACUAAAUGGAAUGAGCAGGUGACUCAAACUGCUAUAGUCCCUGCCCUACUCCUUUACCACUUCUCCCUCAACCCAUGUAAACUGGCUCCCCUCUGACCAGUUAAUGGAAAGGAAAAAAGUGUGGGUCUUGUUCAUUCACAAAAGGAUCUGCAGUGAGCUGGCCAUAGCUGGCUGUGAGUGGUCACUGCACAACACCAUCAUUCAUUAGUGGUCCUGAAACACAACAGUAAAGAGAAAUCCUUCCAUUGGGAAAGACUUUAGAAGACAUGGCCUGAGGUAAAGGUAUAUGCUGGUUCAUUGUUAGUGGCUUAUGAGUUGAUAACCUGAACAGGAACUUGAGAACAAAUUGGAAACUGGCUCAGUUUAUGGGGCCAGUUGGGAGACAAUAACUGCAAAUUAGAGAUGCUGGCCUAUAGAAUGAAGUACAUGCCUAAAACCAGUAAUCGAUGUAUGGUGCCAUCUUCCCCAAAAGGUAUGCAAAGUGGAGAUGAGAGUGGUCUCUCUAUUUUAUAUAUGUCCAAUAUUAAAAAAAAAUACUGGCAGCUUGUUUUCCAAACUUGAUAAAAAGAAUAAAAUUACAAAUCCACAAAGCUCAGUGAACCACAAGCAGGAAAAUUACAAUUAAAAUCACACCUAUGCACUUACAAUCGAACUUUAUAUGAUUAUAUGAUAUCAAUCAGAUAUUUGAUUAUAUAAAUCAAACUUUGUAUGAAAUCAGUUUAUAUGAAAACUUUAUAUCAGUUUUAUCAAACUGAUAAAAUAAAACAAAAACAUCUUUCUUUUUUUUUCUUUUUGAGGAAGAUUAGC